AUGGUAUCAAUUGUACAAUUAUCUACAUGUUUUGGAUUUGUAUUCCCAAUUGUUAUGGGAUUUUCAAACACUGGUCAAGUUAUGAUUGACGCAUUGGCUGGUCAGUUGAAAGAUGACGUUAAUCAAAUUAUUAAAUUGGAAAACUUCAAGGAAACAUUGAUUGAAGAAACUAAAAAAAUUUGUCAAUCAGAGAAUCGUAAUAAUGUUUAUAUUUAUCAAGUUGAUGAUAUUACAAUUAAACCAGAAGAAGCCGUAUUGGGUUUAAAAUUUAAUCAAAUUUUAUAUCAUGAUGAUAAAAGUGUUAAUUUAACUAAAGAUAUGAUUUUUGAUGGAUGUGAAAUUAAAGAAUAUAAACAAGUUGAACAAAUUUCAAUGCAAGAUAUUUUCAAUGAACGUAAAUCUGAUGAAGAUCUUGUUAUUGUUCAAGUUUUACCAAGUUUCAAAAGUAAAGGAUCUUUAGAAAACAUCAAGGAACAAGUUUAUGAUUUGUAUAAUGAUGAUGAUAUCGUUAUUCAAAAGAGAGGUAAUGAACAAGAACAAGAAGAAGAAGAUGCAGUUAUUGAAGAAGAAAUUGAACAUGAUUUUGAAGAAGCUGAAUCUUUGGCAUCUGAAGAAACUGAUCCAGUUAAUAUUUUAGCUAAUAGCAACAAAGAUAAACAAUCAAAUAAUGGAACAACCAUCAAGCAUGACAAUUUAUUUACUAAAUAUCAAUUUUUCACCAGUGGUAUUUGGUCAGGAAUUAUUGUUUCAUUAUUUUUAUUGACUAUUUUAUAUGGAGCUUUGAGUUGGCUUACAAGUUUGGAAAUUACUUAUGCUUCAUUUGAAAAACAAGUCGAUUAUGAUAAAAAGAAUGAAUAG
Molecule: messenger RNA, 858 nt
Organism: Candida tropicalis MYA-3404
Lineage: Eukaryota; Fungi; Ascomycota; Pichiomycetes; Serinales; Debaryomycetaceae
Gene: ABG1
Product: Abg1p
Exons: 1
Coding region: 1-858 (285 amino acids)
Biological process (GO): (1->6)-beta-D-glucan biosynthetic process; fungal-type cell wall biogenesis
Cellular component (GO): endoplasmic reticulum membrane
Source: RefSeq, a predicted model, not a curated record